GGCUGUUUCAGUCUGACUGAAGAAACAGUUGAGAAACGCUCAAAGACCUUUGUGUUUGAACUGUACUGUCCACAUAAAGUUGCCUUCCCUUAAACCUGUGCUGUAAAAGUAUAUUUUGCAAACUGGUUUGCUCAUCCUUUUUCAGCAGACACUGCAGUGCAUCGCAAAAGAGAGUCCCCAUCCCUCUACCUCAUGCCCAUUGACAGGUUUUAUAGGCCCUACUUUGAGGAUCAGAAAAUCAUCAGAGAAUAUGAGGUCCAAGCGGGUAUGGAUCCUUCUGAUCCUGUUGACCAUGUUCAUGGUGCUUUUGAUCGCCACCUACUGGAACGUUAUGGGAACAGUCACCUUGGCCACACUGUACAACGCCACAUCUGGCCCCCAUGCCGGAGAGCAGCUAGAGGGAGGUCCCCAGAACACUGAGCCAGCGGACAAAGAACCUUCCUUUCUGUCAUUCAACGAUGCAUUUGUCAACCAGUUCCUGGACGACAUAAAGGACCCUACGGAGCAGCUUAGUGAGCAGCGCCUGUCUGGGAACCCUCAGCACCAGCCCAACUCAUCUAAGUCAGACAAAGUUCUUCUCAGGCGUGAGUGGAAAAUUCACUUGACCCCUAUUUCACAGAAGCUCAAACAAAGGCAAAAGGAGCGCAAAGAGACGUUGCGUAGCGUCUGUAGUGACAACAGCAUGUUCCCCGGAAAGAAUCGAAAGUUUGACGACAUUCCCGACAAGGAAUUGAAAAACUUCAUUGUGGACGACCGUCAUGAGAUCAUCUACUGCUUUGUGCCAAAGGUGGCCUGCACCAACUGGAAGAGCGUUAUGGCUGUGCUGAGUGAGAAACAGGUUGGUGGUGUGGUUUACCAUGACCCCCAGAAUAUUCCCCGCCACACGAUCCACGAACAAAACCUGCACCUCACCUUUGACAAGUUCAAGAAGCGCUACGGCAGUUUCUCACGGCACAUGCUGAAGACCAAGCUGCAGAAGUACACCAAGUUCCUGUUUGUCAGAGACCCCUUCGUCAGGCUCAUCUCCGCCUUCCGGAACAAGUUUGAGGAGACCAAUGACGUGUUCUAUAAGAUGUACGCCAGGGGCAUGCUUCAAAAAUACGGAAAGUACCCCAGACCUCCAGCUUCAAUUAGGGAAGCCCUAGCGGCUGGUAUUAGGCUGAAAUUCUCUCACUUCAUCCAGUACCUUCUGGACCCCAAGACAGAGAGGAGGAAUCCUUAUGAGCCUCACUGGAAACAGAUCUACCGCAUGUGCCACCCCUGCCAGAUAAACUAUGACUUUGUGGGCAAGCUGGAGACACUGGACGAGGAUGCUGAGCACUUGCUGCGGAUUCUGCGUGUGGACAAUGUGGUCAAUUUCCCUGUGAGUGACCGGAACCAAACCAAAAACAGCUGGGAGCAGGAGUAUUUCGACAACAUUCCUUACGAGUGGCGGAGACAACUCUACAAAACAUACGAAGUUGACUUCAGACUUUUUGGAUAUGACAAACCUAAGAAACUUCUAUGA
Molecule: messenger RNA, 1507 nt
Organism: Engraulis encrasicolus (European anchovy)
Lineage: Eukaryota; Metazoa; Chordata; Actinopteri; Clupeiformes; Engraulidae
Product: carbohydrate sulfotransferase 12-like
Exons: 2
Coding region: 251-1507 (418 amino acids)
Biological process (GO): proteoglycan biosynthetic process; carbohydrate biosynthetic process
Cellular component (GO): membrane
Molecular function (GO): sulfotransferase activity
Source: RefSeq, a predicted model, not a curated record